Molecule: messenger RNA, 4624 nt
Organism: Strigops habroptila (Kakapo)
Lineage: Eukaryota; Metazoa; Chordata; Aves; Psittaciformes; Psittacidae
Gene: AASDHPPT
Product: aminoadipate-semialdehyde dehydrogenase-phosphopantetheinyl transferase
Exons: 6
Coding region: 101-1003 (300 amino acids)
Cellular component (GO): cytosol
Molecular function (GO): holo-[acyl-carrier-protein] synthase activity; magnesium ion binding
Source: RefSeq, a predicted model, not a curated record
CGGUCACGGCGGAUGAGAGGCGGGCUGAGGGGAGGGCCGUGCUGCCGUCGGACGGCGCUGGGGAGCGAGGCCUGCCGGGCCCUAUCGCGUUGCAGGGCCUAUGGGCAGUGUGCGCUGGGCCUUCCCCUGCGCUGCCUGGCGCCCUUGCCGCCAGGAGUGGCUGCUGGCGGCGCGGCUCGUGCAGCCUGAGGAGAAGGAGCGCAUCGGCCAGUUUGUCUUUGCCCGCGAUGCCAAAGCCGCCUUGGCUGGUCGCCUGCUGAUACGGAAAUUAAUUGCGGAGAAGUUGUGCAUACCUUGGAAUGAAAUACACUUGCAAAGGACAUCAAAAGGAAAACCUUUCCUGGCAAAUAAUGUACUCAGUAUCUAUUCGAAUUACAACUUCAAUGUCUCUCAUCAAGGAGAUUAUGCAGUUCUUGCAGCUGAGCCUGAGCUUCAAGUUGGCAUUGAUAUUAUGAAGACUAAUUUACCAGGUACUAGCUCAAUUCCAAAUUUCUUUCACAUCAUGAAGAGACAGUUUACUGAAACAGAGUGGGGUGUAAUCAAGUCUAUGAGUAAUGAAUGGAUGCAGCUGGAUAUGUUUCAUCGGCACUGGGCCUUAAAGGAAAGCUUCUUAAAGGCUAUUGGAGUAGGAAUUGGCUUUAACUUGCAAAGAAUUGAAUUUAAUGUCUCCCCACUGCAACUGGAAAUAGGGAAUGUGUAUAAGGAGACAAAAAUGCUUCUGGAUGGAGAUGAAGAAGAGGAGUGGACAUUUGAAGAAACCCGGUUAGAUGACCAUCAUCAUGUUGCAGUGGCUCUUGGGAAACAGGAGGGAUUUGUACAGAAGCAUUCUGAUGUGUGUUCCGUGGAGCCUAACCAGCCGCAGUUCACAUUAUUGACUUUUGAAGAUUUAGUUGCAUCUGGUAUUCCAGUCGCACCUGAGGAUUCUGCAUAUUGGGAUAAUUUUUGUUCUAAGCAGGAGAGUCCAGUGAAACAGAAUUCACUUUCAAGACAAGACUGCUUAUAAGAAGUAAAUUGUCAAAGUUAUCGUGCUGUUACUCUACAUAAUUCAGAGUGUGGGAAUAAGUGCACAUGUACAAAUUAAGCAUGUUUUUCUUUAUUUAAACUAAAAGUCUGAUUUUUCACCAUUUUAAAAUUUACAUUCUUUAUCAAUAUCUUAAGGAGGAUGUUUCCUUGCUGAAGGAAUUCUGGGUGAAAAGUCUAAGCUGGCCACAUACUUUUUUGCUUCUCCAUCUUUGUGGUUCUUACACUUCAAUAAUUGCCCAUGCAAAGAAGAGGGAGCAGAGCUACAAUAAUGUUGUUGUUGAUAAGUCAACAAGUGUUUAAGAUACAAAAAUGUUUCUAUACUUCAUUUAUGCUGAAGUUUAUAUUAUGAUACUGUCUUUUUUCACAUCUGAAGACAGAAUAUUUUAUUGUCUUACAGUGAGUUAAAAUUUCUGGAGAAGAUAGGUAGAUCUUGAGUGCAUCUUCCGAAUAUUUUGUAUUCUUUUUCAAAAUAAAUCCUAUUUUGUACCAUUACCUCCCAGUUUUCUUUCUAGAAGUCAUAGAUACAAUAUGGUCCAUCAAAUACAAGGAAAUGUACUGAACAGAAUGAGUCAUACUGAAUGUAAUGGUUUUCACAACUAAAGCCAGUUCAUUUCUGUCCUAGAGUUAAACAUAGAUCUUCAGUGAGUCUGGGUUUGUGUACAACUUGGUUGCACUCUGUAUUCUGACUAAAGAAGAAUCUACUUGUAGUGUAACCAUUGGAGCCGUGCCUUAUUACAGAGAUAAAUAAAAGGUUUAGAGGGAGAAGGAUACGAGCUUUACAGUAUUAUACAAACUUGGGGAGUUUUGCUGUAGAUAAUUCAAAUAUGCUGUUAAAUUUUCCUACUUCUACCGGUUCUGCUUAAUAUUUUUGUUUCCAUUUUAAUUACACCCUCAUCUGGCAUGCAAAUCAUACUUUUUGGUGUUUGGCUUUUUUCCUCCAAAACUGAAAAUCACUGAAACAGUGACUCUUCUCUCCGGACUUCACAGGUGUCAAAUUUUGAAGUUAACAGAAAUACAGAAUAAUUUAAAUACAAAUUUUAAGUCAAAUAUUGGAGACUUUUUUUUUUUUUUUUUUUGUUGUUGUGUGGGGUUUUUUUGUUGUUUUUUUUUUUUUUUUUUGUUUUGUUUUGUUUUUAAUUAAAUACAACUCGCAAUAAAUAAAUGGCACUUUAUGGAGGCCAGAGAAGGCUAGUCACUGGAUAUGUAAUGGUGUCACUAGGGUAGGAUAUUUUAAACUGAGUCAUUGACUCUGGCUUACUCUGUUCUACGCUGAGAUAACUAGAAGCAUUCCCAUGCUGAAAGAAAGAAAGGAUAUGUUCUGCCACAGCUUUUGGAAGUGUGCAGAAUAAGGAGGCCUAUUCAGAGUACAAGGGACUGGAGAGUGAAGGACUCCAUGGCUAGCUGGCUGUUAACUGAUCAAGUAUAUGCCAAUCCUCAGCAGUCACUGAGGACCCAUCAAUUGCAUCUGUACCAGCGAGUUUAAAUUUAAAACUUUUUUUUGCUGGGAUAAUGAAAUUAAAAGUAGAUACAGGGUGAGAUGAAUAAAGAUUUUUCAGAUCUAGAUUUCUGGGGAUAAAGGAAUUAGUUUCAUAUUAGAGAUGAGUUACUUCUACAUGGUGACAGCAUCUCAAAACAGGAUUUUUCUCUCAUUGGAAAGACUUUAGAAAAUACUCAUGGUAUUAUAAUACUGUGUUUGCAUGUCAGUAAAGGACAAACUGUUUUUGUUAAAUUAGAAAAUUAUAUUUGGUUUGCUUGCCAGCAAUAUGGUAAUUUUCAGGGCUAUAUCUAAUUAGAAAGGUUACAAAACCAAAGGAGUUUGUUUGGUUAGCUUUCCAUGAAAUAAAAUCAUAGUUUCUAAUGGCCCAGACAGAAUCAUCUAGAAGAGUGCAGUUCCUCACAUUAUGAUUUUUUAUUAAUCUUAAGUAGCAUUUUUUAAUCUUAGGUAGCAAUAGGACUAGGAGAUGGUAAUACCUGGUGAAGAGCCACUUGAGUCAGGUUGUUCAGUGUCACUGCAGAAGGACAGAAUUUUUACACUUGCUUUUACCACCAUGGGAGAGAGCAGCCAUUAAUUACCAGCUAAAAGCAUGCUGCUAAAGGCCAGCAGGACACUCUUGAGUCUUUAUGAAUGUGAAUGAUCCUUCUGAAAGCCAUCUGAAUGUUUUUCUGGGCAUCUGUGUGGUGUGGAGGCACAUACUACAAAUAAAUGUAGCUGGCAUGUACAGAUAAAUUCAUGUAAUCUCACUAGAAUUUGAUUUUCAAAUCAGUUUGAAAAUUUGAAUCAAUUCUAGGAUUUUUUAUUUUUUUUAUUAUUGCUUCACCAUCACACAUUCCCUUAUAUAAAAAAUUGAGCCCUGUAUCCACAAAUGGCAAUAGAACUGCCUUCCUUUCAUUUCCUCAGAAUACGGUCUUAAUGUCCAUAGAGUAUCUCUGCUGUUUUUAGCAAUACUGGUCCAGCAUGGCUUCAGCUUCCCUCACUAGUUCAAGUUGUUGGCCUGGUGCAGAUAAGCUGAUCUUGGCUGGUCUCCCAUCACUCUUCUAUCUGCAAGAAAUUUCCCAGUUAUGUGUAGAAGCCCUCCGGCCUUCAGGUUCCUUCUCCAAAGCUUCAUUCUUUUAUCUCUUUUGUUUUCUGUAUGCUGCCCUAGACAUGGCCAUACCAGGUACCUGGAUCCUAGAGGAUAAGAAGCUGCAAAAAGACAAGCUUUACUUCACAUGAGCUUUUCCUAGCAGGGGCUGUGGGUAGGUAGCUAUUUUCCAUAUGGAACAAGAUUGACCAGUCUCCCAGUUUCUCAAAAUGUGGAUUUAGAAUAGGUCUGCUGACCUAAAAAUAAAAAAAGUUUUAAAAAGUUUUGUUCUUCAGUGAAAAUAUUGUUAGAAGUGAAUAAAUGUGGUUUAGUUUGGACAUAUUAUAAUGUUUAAAUCUUUUUGUAUCUCACAUAAGAAACAGAGUAGAUUAGGAACCUCAGAGGGUAAAACUGUUCAAAGCAAUUUGUAUCUGUGUGACAAAAGACUAGUGCCAUGUAAUGUGAAAAUCCAUAGCUUUGAGAAGUGGAUUGUGCGAAUUCACUCAAGCCUUUCACAAAGUCUGUAAACCUAUGCAAGAUGUAUAUUGUUACUAUAUUAUGGAAUCAAAUGCACUGAUGUUAAUCAAAUGUACUCACCUUAGAAAAGAAAUAGUAGAUGUAACAGCAGAAGCAGUGUAAAUGUGGUUGUAAUUUAUACGUUCUUGGAAAUAUUCAAGCAACAGCUCACCUCUAAACAAUCAUCUUUACCCAAGACAUUGCAAUAAAGUCACGAUAUGCAAAGAAAAUCAGGAUAGGAAGGCAAAGAUAGCUAUUCAAGUGAGCAGAGACUAUCUCUUUGUUGGAGCUUUACAAGAUCAUAGUGCUACAUUCUACAAAGAAGAGAAAGUGGUUCUUGGGCAGAACUGAUAUAACCAAGUCUAAAAACGUAAUUCAGACUUCCCUCUUUAACUGCUGCCCAGUUCUGCAGGUGGCUAGACAUGCUAAUUUGUGCAUUAUGUUCCUCCAGGAUAUGGAUAUUUUGGGUUGCUGUACAUUGCCCAGAUGAUGUAAGCACGGAAAUAAAUCUGAAUUCUUCUCAA